Molecule: messenger RNA, 2243 nt
Organism: Ictalurus punctatus (channel catfish)
Lineage: Eukaryota; Metazoa; Chordata; Actinopteri; Siluriformes; Ictaluridae
Exons: 3
Coding region: 341-580 (79 amino acids)
Source: RefSeq, a predicted model, not a curated record
UCUGUCUCUUCCCUUUACUCUCUCUCCUCACCUUUCUCUGUCUCUCUCACUCUCUCCAUCUUGUUAUCCCUCACCCCCUCCCCGUCCCCAUCUGUCUCUCUGAAUCUCUUUAUCUUUCACCCUCCCUCCCUCUCUCCCUCCUUCUUGUUCUCGCUCUCUCUCUUUUUCACUCUCUCUCGCUCUCUUGCUCCCUCCUUGCUGUUCUGUGUUGUUGAUCCGCAUCAUGGCUCUGUUGCUUUUCCUCUUCAGUUAAUCACAGCUUUGUCUCUCAGUUAUUGGACUUGAUCUCUCAAUCUCUUCUUCUUUUACCUGUUGGGCUUCUGCUCUCUCUCUGUUCAUCAUGGAUCUGUCCUUCAUGGCAGCACAGAUCCCCGUGAUGACGGGCGCUUUCAUGGACUCGUCUCCAAACGACGACUACAGCACGGAUCACUCGCUCUUCAACUCCUCAGCCAGUGUUGCUCUUCACCAGCAGGAGGCACCGCAGCGGGUUUCGCGUGAUGCCAUCUGGCUCUGGAUUGCCAUUUCUGCCACCAUCGCAAACAUUGUGGUGGUCGGAGUCGUCUACGCCUGCACCUUCUGAAUGGAGGAAUUUUGGGAAAUAAACACCUAUAGAGCAACAGACUGCUGAUUUAUUCUGGAUUAAAAUCAUAAAACCAGUCAGUAAUCACGCCAAUCACAUGACCCAUUCAGGUGAAGCUAAUCCAGGAUUCCGUUUCCAUCUGCUCAUCUCAUACAGUACGACUCGUGUCUGGAUUAUAUUCUGAUCCGUUUUUAUCAACAUGUGUUUACACUUCAAACAUGUCACCGGUCACUCAGACUGAAAUCUUAUUGGUCCAUUAGGCGUUAAUAUGCAAAUUAGCUCAUUACAUUCAUCACCAGCUUCUUGUGUGGUUCCUUUAUAUGUAGUGGUUUUAUCAACAUGAUCAUUGCUGCAUUAAAAGUUCUGCUUUUUGUUUAUUUGUUAAAUGUGGUUUAGAGAGAGUUUAAAAUGAUCAGAUUUAGAUCUGUUAAGAAUACAUUUCAUAAUCCUGAUACUCGAGACACAUGAAGCAACGGAGCGUGAACAGGUCCAACUCGAAUAAAAACAUAAAAUAUACAAAUCUUAAUACAUAGUUAAAGUUAAAGUCACUAAAAUGUGUUAUUCACAGCAAUAGGUACAUUUGUUUGCUUUGUUAGUAUGAGGGAUUCAUGAACAUUAGAACCUCUGAUAAAUAAACAUAAUAAAUAACCUUAAUAUGUGCAGCGCAGCCCAGCGUGCUUUAGGACUGUAAGAGACAUUACACAUGUACGACACGAGGCUGCAGAGAUCUUUUCUGUGAUUUGGUUUUGCAUUAAUGAAGCGAAUCGUAGACAUGUUCACGGCACGACCUUACUCAUGUAGCACAUUUACAUUUAUUUUCUUCUUUCUGAAAAAAUUCAAAGCAAUUUAAGGUGUAUCUGACUUUUACUAAAGCUUGUUCUUUUUUUCUUAAAUCCUACAACAGGGUUUGUAAACUGCAAACUGUAGAAUAAAUUUGUCGUCUACUUUACAAGUGCUUUACAGUAAAAAAGAAAGGAGAGUGCUUCAGAGGAAAGGAAUUAGAGAGGAAGCACAAUCACUCACAUGACACGAUUAACACAGUUUUGGGAGGGACACAAAUUCAAAUCCUCAUACAGGAUUUGCCAUAUUUAUUUAUUUAUUUAUUUAUUUAUUUAUUUAUUUAUUUAUUUAUUAUUUUUUAUGCACAUCAUUGUUGAGAGUUCUUGGGCAUGUAUUUAUUGUUUUAUUAUAUCAGUUAAUGUUUCUUUUGAUACUUGAUAUGCAGAAGUCAUGGCAAAAUGACACCACACAGUUCUGUACCGAUCAUAGCAAGAUUCAUUUUUUGGUUUGUUUAUUUGUUGGUUUAUUAUUCAUAAAGACAGGGUGUUGAUGUGACAGAUUUAAUAUAGUAUAUUUAUUUAGCAUUUUAAAUAUUUUUGUUGUUGUUGUUUAAAGUGCAAUUUAGCCUUGAGGUUAUGAUAGUAUUUUUAACGAGUCGUAAUGACUUUCUGUUCACAUUUUGAGAGAAAUUAAACAAAUAGAAAAAUAAUUUGUGUAAUAUUUAUGAACAUUUUGUAUAUAUUGGAUAUUUUCGCCUUUAGUAGGCUAAUUGUGUACGUAUGUAAUUUUUGAAGCUUUAAAUGUAUAGAAUACACAGAAUAUUAUUUUAUCUUUUUUUUUGUCUUUGCUGAGUUUGUUGAUGAAUUUUGAUAUAGAAAUUAAA